UCCAAAGGUAAAGUCUAGACGUCUACCUUUCCUGAAAACCCUUCCCUCGCAUUAAAUCGCGUCUCUUCUACCCUAAAAAUGGAUCCAUCGAAGCUUACCCAGUUGAAGCAAUUCGUCGAACUCUGCAAGUCUGAUCCCGCCGUUCUCACCGAUCCCACGCUCUCCUUCUUUCGCGACUACCUCGAAAGUCUCGGCGGCAAGGUCCCUGCCUCUGCUUACGAGCAUGGACAAACCAAAUCGAAGAGUUCCGCGGUGGAUGAAGAGUACGAGGAUGUGGAGGACGAACCAGAACCGGAACCAGACGCCCCUGAUGAGGAAGAGGACGAAAUAAUUGAAUCGGAUAUUGAACUUGAAGGUGACACUGUGGAGCUUGACAAUGAUCCUCCACAGAAGAUGGGAGACUCGUCUGUCGAGGUGACGGAUGAGAACCGUGAGGCUGCCCAGGAGGCAAAGGCCAAGGCCAUGGAAGCUAUGUCUGAAGGUAAGUUGGACGAGGCAAUUGAGCAUCUGACUGAUUCCAUUUUGUUGAACCCAGCAUCUGCAAUUAUGUAUGCAACACGAGCCACUGUUUAUAUCAAAAUGAAGAAACCAAAUGCUGCUAUCCGGGAUGCCACUGCAGCUCUAGAAAUUAACCCAGAUUCUGCAAAGGGAUACAAGUCCCGUGGCAUGGCAAGGGCAAUGCUUGGUCAGUGGGAAGAUGCUGCAAAGGAUCUUCACUUGGCGUCAAGGCUAGAUUAUGAUGAGGAGAUAAAUGCUGUACUAAAGAAGGUUGACCCAAAUGUACAUAAGAUUGAAGAACAUCGUAGGAAGUAUGACCGGCUGCGUAAAGAGAGAGAGGAACGUGAGAAGCAACGCCGCCGUGCUAAAGCACAGGCCGAGUAUGAGAAGGCCAAGAAGCAAGAGGAGUCAUCUUCUAGCAGAAGACCUGGGGGCAUGCCUGGUGGGUUUCCAGGUGGGAUGCCUGGAGGCUUUCCAGGAGGGAUGCCUGGUGGAUUUCCGGGUGGGAUGCCUGGAGGCUUCCCAGGAGGAAUGCCUGGUGGAUUUCCAGGUGGGAUGCCGGGAGGGAUGCCUGGAGGGAUGCCAGGAGGGAUGCCCGGGAAUGUCGAUUUCAGCAAAAUAUUGAAUGACCCUGAAUUGAUGACUGCCUUUAGUGACCCAGAAGUCAUGGCUGCUCUCCAAGAUGUAAUGAAGAACCCUGCUAAUCUUGCAAAGCAUCAAUCAAACCCAAAGGUGGCGCCUGUAAUUGCCAAGAUGAUGAACAAAUUUGGAGGACCAAAAUGAUUGCCCGUCGAAAUUCACUUCAUGCUUCUGGUAAUUAAUUUAUAAUUCAAGCACAAUGUAUUGUAAUAUUAUCGGGGAGUGAGAUGUGUCAUUAGAGGCUGAGGAUUGAAAAGUUUUAAAAAACUUGAUGAAUUCUCUUCAAGAUUGGAUGGCCAGAAUUUCAUGAGAUUUCAAGUGGACAAAUCAAUUUUGCUCAUCAAUCAUUUUUCUUGGUCA
Molecule: messenger RNA, 1497 nt
Organism: Tripterygium wilfordii
Lineage: Eukaryota; Viridiplantae; Streptophyta; Magnoliopsida; Celastrales; Celastraceae
Product: FAM10 family protein At4g22670-like
Exons: 11
Coding region: 79-1281 (400 amino acids)
Molecular function (GO): Hsp70 protein binding; protein dimerization activity
Source: RefSeq, a predicted model, not a curated record